AUGGGCACCGCCAUGGCUUCACCACGACGGCCUACGCCGAUGGUGAUGCUUCUCGGCGCCAUCUUCUUCUUCUCGUCACACGUGCUCGCCGUCGCCGCAGUACUGGGUGUUGACCUGGGCACCGAAUACAUAAAAGCGGCGCUCGUGAAGCCGGGCAUUCCUCUCGAAAUUGUCUUGACCAAAGACUCGCGUCGUAAAGAGGCAUCCGCUGUUGCGUUCAAGCCUUCCGACGAGCUCCCGGAGAAAGGGAAAUUUCCCGAACGGUUUUACGGCAGCGAUGCCAUGGCCGUCGCCGCGCGGUUUCCUGGCGAGGUGUACCCAAACUUGAGGACCCUCCUCGGCCUCCCCAUCGACGACGCCAUCGUGCAAGAAUACGCCGCCAGACACCCUGCCUUGUACCUCGAAGCCCACGGCAGCCGGAAAACGGCCUCCUUCAGAAGCAGCCUCUUGCCGGCCGACGCGGACGCGUGGAUGAUCGAAGAGCUGCUGGCCAUGGAGCUGCAAAGCAUCCAGAAGAACGCCGAGGUUGCCGCUGGCGGACAGACUUCGGUACGCUCCGUCGUCCUGACCGUUCCGCCCUUCUACACGGCCGAGGAGAAGCGGGCCAUCCGGAUGGCAGCAGAACUGGCCGGCUUGAAAGUUCUCAGUCUCAUCAGCGACGGUCUUGCCGUCGGUUUGCACUACGCCACCGGCCGUCAGUUUCCCAACAUCAACGAGGGCGCCAAGCCCGAGUUCCACCUCGUCUUCGACAUGGGUGCCGGCUCCACGACGGCCACCGUCAUGCGCUUCCAGAGCCGCUCGGCCAAGGAUGUCGGAAAAUUCAACAAGACGGUGCAGGAGAUCCAGGUGCUCGGCAGCGGCUGGGACCGGACUCUUGGUGGUGAUUCUCUCAACUAUCUCAUCAUGGAUGACAUGGUGUCCAAGUUUGUCGAAUCCGACGGGGCGCGGAAAAUCUCGGCCACCGUCGAAGGUGUCAAGUCUCACGGUCGAGCCAUGGCGAAGAUCGCCAAGGAAGCGGAGCGAAUGCGACAUGUGUUAAGCGCCAACCAGGAUACGCAAGCAGGCUUCGAGGGCUUGUACGAGGAUGUCGACUUCAAGUACAAGAUCACUCGCGUCGACUUUGAGGCCAUGGCCGACGGUUACGCCGACCGAGUCAAGACCACCAUCGGCGACGCCAUGAAGAUGUCUGGGCUCGACAUAGACGACCUCGAGUCCAUCAUCCUUCACGGCGGCCUGACACGAACUCCUUUCAUCCAGAAGGUGCUGGAGGAGGUCGUUCGCACAGCCGACAAGCUUCGCUCGAACGUCAACGCCGAUGAGGCGGCUGUGUUCGGCGCCGGAUUCCGGGCCGCCGAAAUCAGCCCGAGCUUCCGUGUGAAGGAAAUCAGAAUUUCCGAAGGCACCAUGUACCCGGCGGGCAUCAAGUGGACGGUCGGCAGCGGCAAGACGCAACGGCAGCGUCUCUGGACUGCGUCGUCGGUCAUGGGAGGCCCGGCCAAGGAGAUGACCUUCACCAACAAGGCCGACUUUGCCAUCACCUUUUACCAGCAAGUGGACGGUGUUGACAACGACAUCAAGACGAUGACGACGACGAAUCUCACCAAGACGUUGGCUGCCGUGAAGGCGCAGCACCCGACGUGCGUCGACGACGAGGCGGUAUUCAAGGUCUCUGUCAAGACGAGGUCGGAGAACGGAGAAGUGCAGGUUAUGCAAUCCUAUGUCGAGUGCGAAAUCGAAGUGGCCGAGAAGGACGGCUUCGUCGAUGGCGUCAAGAAUCUUUUUGGUUUUGGAAAGAAAGGCGAGCCGUCGAAGGAUGCCGAGGAAUCGGGCAAGGGUGAUGAUUCGAAGAAGCCGCAGGCAUCCAACGACGACGUCGAGUCAUCCACCUCGACUACGUCAACGGCGUCGGCCGAUUCCUCGGCACCUUCGGGGACGGAGUCGAAAGGAGCAGCGGCCAGCGAUGAAGCCACCCCCCCGAAGAAGAAGAAGAAAAUCAUCUCCAUCCCCGUCGGCUUUGUGCUCAGUCUGGCCGGCAAUCCUUCCCUGUCCAAAAGCGAACUGGCGGCGGCCAAGAACAGGAUCGAGGCGUUUGCGGCAUCUGAUAGAGCACGGAUACAGCGCGAAGAAGCGCUCAACAUGCUGGAAGGUUUCGCGUACAAGAUCAGCGACCUCGUCGAGGGCGACGACUUCAUCACGGCAUCCACGGAAGCGGAGCGAGCAGCCAUGACGGUCAAGGCCAGCGAGUUUAGCGAGUGGAUCUACGGGGACGGCGUCGGUGCCACGACGGCCGAGUUGAAGGCGAAGCUCAAGGUGCUGCAAGACCUCGUCCAUCCCGUCCAGAAAAGGAUAGAGGAGGCGGAGAAGCGACCUGAGAUGAUUGCCUUGCUCCAAUCAUCCAUGAACGAUACGAACCUCUUGGUCAGCUUCCUGCGGAAGCAGCUUUCGGACUACGAGAGCUGGAAGGUGUCGGCCUCGGCAGCCAGCGCCUCCAAAUCCAGUUCCACAGCCAGCCCUUCGUCGGAGCCGGCCUCGGAGAGUGUCGAUGACUUGGACGAGGAGGACGGCACCGCCAAGUCUGGCGAGAAGGCCAAGGAUGAUGCCGGUACCGACAAAACUGGAAAGAAAGCCAAGGACGACGCCGACAAGACUGGGAAGAAAGCCAAGGACGACGCCGACAAGACUGGGAAGAAAGCCAAGGGCGACACCGACAAAACUGGGAAGAAAGCCAAGGUCGACAACGACAAAACUGAGAAGAAAGCCAAGGAUGACACCGACAAAACUGGGAAGAAAGCCAAGGUCGACAACGACAAAACUGAGAAGAAAGCCAAGGAUGACACCGACAAAACUGGGAAGAAAGCCAAGGACGACGACGACGCCGCCGCCAAGACUGGCAAGACGGCCAAGAGCAGCGGUGGCGCCGCCAAGGGGGGCAAGAAGGCCAAGCAUGACGAAGCGACGGACCAACGUCCGCCGACAUAUACGAAUGAGGACGUUGACAAGCUCGAGGCUCUCCAAGAGUCGACUGCCAAGUGGUUGAAAGCCAUGGAGGUCAAGCAAGCAAGCCUCCCUCCCACGGCCGACCCUACGCUCGUCUCGCAGGACCUCGAGGCAAAGGCCAAGCAGCUCAAGGAGGCAAGGGCGAAUCUGGCUCGUCAGAGUAUCAAGUACGAGGAAAGCAAGAAAAGGAGAGCCAGGAGUAGGAGCCAGGCUGGCGGCAAAAAGAAGGCCAAAUCGGCGGGUGCACAGGUACCGCUGGAACCAAUCGACUUCAACGAACCCGUCGAACCGCUCGAUCCAAUCAUGAGGAAGGGCAAAAAUGGUCCGUUGACGACAGAAGAGUUGAAGGAGAUUGUCGAAGAGUUUGAGAUGAAGGAGAAGAAAGAAAAAUUGGCAAAGGCGAAGGUGAAGGGCUCCUCUGGCGACAAAGAGCAGUCGGGCAAGGCGGGUGAAGAAAGACCGGUCAAGUCGGCCAAGCCGGCCGAGUCGGUCGAACCCGUCGGGCCGAAAUCCAAAGGAAGCAAGGGGUUAUCGAAGGAGGAGUUGAAGAAAGUGGCGGACGAGUUUGAGCGCAAGGAGAAGGAAGAGGCAGCAGCGAAGGCCAAGCCAUCGAAAAUGAAGGCGGAUCGGGAAUCGGAAGGUGAUGGGUCAGAACACGACGAACUUUGA
Molecule: messenger RNA, 3666 nt
Organism: Drechmeria coniospora
Lineage: Eukaryota; Fungi; Ascomycota; Sordariomycetes; Hypocreales; Ophiocordycipitaceae
Product: heat shock protein 70-like protein
Exons: 1
Coding region: 1-3666 (1221 amino acids)
Biological process (GO): endoplasmic reticulum unfolded protein response; negative regulation of hypoxia-induced intrinsic apoptotic signaling pathway; cellular response to hypoxia
Cellular component (GO): endoplasmic reticulum chaperone complex
Molecular function (GO): ATP binding; ATP-dependent protein folding chaperone
Source: RefSeq, a predicted model, not a curated record